Leptosomus discolor (cuckoo roller) is the source of this 1853-nucleotide messenger RNA. The record is from RefSeq and is a predicted model, not a curated record. Lineage: Eukaryota; Metazoa; Chordata; Aves; Leptosomiformes; Leptosomidae.
CUGGGACUGCAACAACUCUUUAUCAGUUCCUAAAAGAAAGCUGUAAUUCGUCUAUAAAUGCAGAUGUGAGCAUAUUCCCAGCGUGUUCCGUGGCUGGUAUUCCAGGUGUAAAGAAAUGGUAUUUUGCCAGUCAUGUUAUACGCGGUUAUUAUCAGUUUUGCAGUUCUGACUGGGAGGAAAUAAAUUUUGACACACAGGAAAAUGAAGACUCUCUCCAAACAAGUAUUGACGAAUGCCUAGGAGCCAUACAGAAUUUUGAGGAAGAUGACAAUAACAGUAGAGAGUCGCUGUCUAUGACUGAUAUCUAUGAUGAAGCUGCAGAAAGUUUGCAUCAACUAGCUGAUAAACUGCCUGCCCCAGGCAGAGCAAUGGUGGAUGUAAUACUGCAGGCUGUUGAACAAGAUGGACCCAAGUUAAAAGACUGCUUACCUGCUAUCGGUGCCCUGAAACACCUGAGAGAAUGGCACUCUGCACAAAUCACUAUUGCAGCAAAUGACUCUAAAAGCAGCUGGCAAAAGAUUGCAGACUAUCUCUCAGCAGACUUUGUAUCUUCAGAUAAUGUCAUGAAUAUUAUUGAUUUAAAAGAACUCUGGAGAGGAAAGAUUCAGAUAUGGGAAAGAAAGUUUGGAUCAGAAGUUAGCUUUCCAGAAUUCUGUAUGAAGAGCACUUCAGUAAAGACAUUCAGCACUCCACAUUUCGGUUCUCACUUUGCUGUUAAAAAAGAGCAACAAUCCAGGAAUACAGAUGCUUUGCCAGAGAUUUUUCAUUACUAUGGUCCUGCACUAGAAUUUUUACAGAUGGUGGUGCUCUCUGAUCUACCUUCCUUUUUUAUAUCGGAUCUGGAAUUCGAGCUGAGCCUGGCAAGGAAGAGUAUCAAGGAGACCUCCGUGCUGCUUUUGGACCAGAUUUCUUCUCUCUCUGGGGAGGUGGGAGCUUUAUUUACAUUGCCAUGUAAUGUAAGCAGUGUAGUGAUCCCAUCCCCUGCCCAGCUGAGUACCAAGAAAUGGAAGGAAUAUAUGGCUAGGAAACCCAAGGUGAUUACUGUUCCAGAAAUUGAACUGAAAGGAGAAUCUUGCCGAUAUUAUUUCUUACUACAAGGCAACGGCUCUGGAGGAUGUAAAGCAACCUUGAUUCAUUCAGCUAGCCAGGUCAAUGGUAUGGCCACUCUUGCUGCAGUAAAUGGAAAGCUAAAAACAAAAGCAGAAGAAACAGAGACAAGCUUUGAUAUUGCAGACUUCAUGAAGUGUCUGCCACGUUUUUGUGGAAAGGAGAUUGUACAGAGGGAAAAGAAACUGCGUCAUCUGGAAGUGUUUGCCUUGAAGGAGUAUCUCAAGAGAAAGGAAUUGACCGAGCAGCCUCCAGUUAUUUCUGCUGAUGAGUUCAAGAACUUGUUAGAACUUACAAGGGAAUGUUUUUUGGGCCUGUGUGACACUAGGCUUCCUAAACCUGUUCUACAGAAAGUUGCCAGUAAAACUAGCGUUAUCCACCAUAUAUUUCUUGCAGAAUCUGAUUUAAUGGAGCAAAAUCCAUUGGAGUGGCCAGAAAGACAUGUUCUUCAGAAUUUGGAAAACUUUGAAAAAAACAAACAAAAAAUGAGAGUUUCUAUGUUUGCGCAUUCAUCUGAGCAGUUGCUGGGACAUAAAGAUAGCCAGCGGGAGUCAUUGACAUUGCUCGAUGCUAAAGAAUUACUGAAAUAUUUCACACCAGAAGGGUUACCAGUUGGUGAUCUUCAGCCACUACAAAUCCCCAAACGUGAAAAUGCAUUCCUUUUGACACCAGAGCUUAGUCCUCGAAAACUCAGAGGUUUGCCUUUUGAAAAAGCUGCUGGAUGCCAUUAUCAUGGACUUGAGUAA